Messenger RNA from Paramecium octaurelia, 900 nucleotides. Lineage: Eukaryota; Ciliophora; Oligohymenophorea; Peniculida; Parameciidae. The record is from the annotation of a GenBank genome assembly.
CCUAAUGCUUAUUAGUAAACUACCUCUAUUGGAAUAAGCAACAUCAUAAAAGGCACUUUUCAAUAAAACAAAAAUAAACUACGAAAUCUCAAAUAGUUUAAGUGUGGAGAAAGCUUACAGAUAGACAAAUGCGCUUAAAUCGAAAAGACAGUUAAGUAUAAUAAAGCAAUCCAAUGAGAGCAAAAAACAAAUACCAACAUAGAAUGAUGAAUCUAUUUUAAAAAGAAUUUAAGCAACCAAAUCAUAAUCUGAUUGCCAGAUAUUUGAGAAACUACAACAAGAAUUUGAACAGAAAUAUUAGGAACAAGUAAAUAGAGAUUUUGGUUAUUUAGGUUAGGAUUUCAGAGGAUUUAAAACUAGAAAAUGUUAAAUUAAAAAUGCAGUUAGAGGAGUAGGAAUAAUAAAUAAUUUACUUAAAAUUGAUAAAUAGUGAUUUACGAUACUAAAUAGAUAACUCUACUUUGGCAUAAUAACUAAAGAAGUUGGAGUUAGAAUAUAAGGAUACUUACAGAAGAAUGGAUGAUACUUUAAGAAAAGCAAUUGAUGAAAAUUAUGAAAGCUAAAUAAAAAUGAAAAAUUUAUAAAUAAAAUCUCAGCAGUUAGAAUAAUUUACAGUAAGAAUUAUACUAAUGAAAUAGUUUUCUUUGAGACAGCAACUUACUUGCAAAUUCUGUAGAAAGGAAUUGUAGAAUACAAUAACUGUGAUUCCAUGUGCACAUAAUUAUUGUUAGCGAUGUGUUUCUGGAUAUGUUGGGAGAUGCUUUGCUUGCAACGAUGAUGUAAUAUUUUAAUAUAUUGAAUUAGAGUGUUGUUUAGGCUACUUAUCACAAUGAAUAUAUUAGCGAUUUAAUAAAUAUGUAUAAAAUAUUUGAGAAUAUUAUGAUUAUAUUAAAAACUUGA